Molecule: messenger RNA, 1387 nt
Organism: Magallana angulata
Lineage: Eukaryota; Metazoa; Mollusca; Bivalvia; Ostreida; Ostreidae
Product: talin-1-like
Exons: 11
Coding region: 89-1387 (432 amino acids)
Biological process (GO): cell-cell adhesion
Cellular component (GO): plasma membrane; focal adhesion
Molecular function (GO): integrin binding; actin binding
Source: RefSeq, a predicted model, not a curated record
UGUGUAAACAUUGCGGAAAAUGAUCACAAUAUCUUGAUAACAGGCCAAGCUGGAACAGGAAAGACAUUUACAGUAAAAACAUUGUGACAUGGUCACCAUCUGUACCAAGAUGGGUAUCUCUAACGAUGAGGAAUACUCACUGGUCCGUGAGAUGAUGGACGACGAGAAAGAGAAGACGCUGACUCUACGCCAAGACAAGUCCAUCGCCAAGGACCAGAAGAAACUCUACGAGAUGAGAAAGAAACUCCGCACGGAUGACGAAUUGGAGUGGUUGGACCAUUCACGGACCCUGAGGGAACAGGGGGUGUUGGACGUGGACACACUACUGCUGAGGAGGAAGUUCUUUUUCUCCGACCGAAACGUUGACCAGCGUGACCCUGUACAACUCAAUCUGCUAUACGUACAGGGUAAAUCUAACCUAAUCACGGCAGGUAAGACGGUCGGCGAGGCGUCACAGGAAGUGAUGACAGGCAUUGGAGAGACGGCUGACGACAUGGACAGGAUGUACCAGGAGACAUUGCUAGCUCUUGCUAAGGCAGUGGCCAAUGCGACGGCCCAGCUCGUCCUGAAGGCCAAGAGUGUGGCCAGCACCACCGAGUACCAGGGGCUUCAGAACAAGGUCAUCAGCUCGGCGACCAGCUGUGCCCUCACGACAGCUCGUGUUUAUCCAUGUACAUCACAGAACAAACUGAUCGACCGGGCGACGGUCUGUACCCUCGCCACAUUUCAACUCGAAGCUUAUAGCAAGGUGGUGGCUCCGACCAUCAGUAGCCCGGCCUGUCAGGAACAGCUGAUAGACGCCGCAAAGGGUGUGGCUCACUCUGUGGAGGGAAUCGUGGAGGCGGCCCAGCAGUCCUGUCGCGACGACAAGCUUCUGGCCGACCUAGGCGCCGCAGCCACCGUGGUUGGUGAGUCCCACGAGGACGCAGUGGACACGAUCCUGACUGUAACGGACAGACUGUUCAGUAGUGUGGGCGAUGCCCACGAGAUGGUGAGACAGGCCUGGCAGCUAGCUCAGGCGACCUCUUCAUUGGUUGGGGCCAUCAGGGGAGAAGCUGAGGGCCACUCUGACUCGGACAUGCAGAAGCGGCUCCUGGCCGCCGGACUACUCGCUGAUGCCACCGCGAACAUGGUGGAAGCUGCCAAGAUCAUGAAUGAACAGCUGCCUCUGUUGAUCCAAGGAUUCCGGGGAUCUGAGACAAACCAGGACAGCGCUACAGCCCAGCUACAACUGAUUAAUGCUAGCAAGGAAUUUAUACAGGUGGAGGCGUCGGCCAUGAAACUUGGCUCCACCUCUAAGGACGUGGGAUCGGCGAUGGCUCAGCUACUGACGGCUGCCUCACAGGUAAACACAGAUAAAUGUAUAAUGGAGACAGAAAUUUUGUAG